AGCCCCGAUAAUGCCAUCUAAUAAAUCCGUCUCAGACGCGCCGAUCUUCCAGUUCACGAACUGCCGUAUCCUGCGGAAUCACGAGCUGCAGAGGGAGGACCUGUGGGUGCGAGAAGGGAAGAUUCUCAACCCGGAGAAGCUUUUCUUUGAUGAGAAGGCAUCUGCCGACAUCCAACUGGACUGCAAGGACAGCAUCAUUGCCCCUGGUUUCAUUGAUGUGCAGAUCAAUGGAGGCUUUGGGGUUGAUUUCUCCCUGGCUACCGAUGACUUCAAGUCAGGGAUUGACCUGGUUGGUCAGAAAAUCCUCUCCCAUGGAGUGACCUCCUUCUGUCCCACGCUGGUGACUUCUCCCCCAUCUGUGUACCACCAGAUCCUCCCUCAGAUCAGUGUAAGAAAUGGUGGAGCCCAUGGAGCAGGUAUCCUGGGGGUCCAUCUGGAAGGACCGUUUAUCAGCAAGGAGAAGAAGGGGGCGCACCCGGAGCGCUGCCUCCGCACCUUCGAGGCAGGCGCCUUCCAAGACCUGCUUGCUACGUACGGGAGCCUCGACUGUGUCCGCAUAGUCACCCUGGCCCCGGAGAUGAAGAGGAGCAGCGAGGUGAUCCGGGAGCUCACCAAGCGGGGCAUCUGCGUCUCACUUGGUCACUCGGUGGCUAAUCUCUCCCAGGCAGAGGAGGCCGUGCAGCAGGGUGCUACCUUCAUCACUCACCUCUUCAAUGCCAUGUUGCCGUUCCACCAUCGUGACCCAGGCAUCGUGGGGCUGCUGACGAGUGACAAGAUUCCUGCUGGGCGGAGGGUCUUCUAUGGCAUGAUCUCUGAUGGCAUCCACACCAACCCGGCUGCCCUGCGCAUUGCCCACCGAGCACAUCCCAAAGGCCUGGUGCUGGUGACGGACGCGAUUGCUGGCAUGGGACUGGCACCUGGGCGGCAUACGCUGGGCCAGCAGGUAGUGGAGAUUGAUGGACUCAACACCUACAUUGCAGGCACCAAGACCCUGAGUGGCAGCGUGGCCACCAUGGACACGUGUGUGCGGCACUUCCUCGAAGCCACAGGGUGCUCCGUAGAGACCGCCUUGGAGGCAGCAUCUCUGCAUCCCGCCCAGCUCCUAGGGAUUGAGCAUGAAAAGGGAACCCUGAAUUACGACUCUGAUGCAGAUUUCCUGAUGCUCAGCGACAGUCUGUGUGUGCAAGCCACAUACAUCGCAGGCGAGCAGGUCUGGCGACGGAAUGCACCCGGCAUGUGACGCCGGUGUCCCCCGCAGCUCCCGGCCCCUGAGGGUGGCAGCUUUGGUAACCACCCCACUUCUCUCUUCCUUCCUGCAACUCCCUUGAAGGAGCCUCAUACCAAAGAGCUGUGUUUUCCAGCACAACCACUGCUUCCAGUCACAGCCAUGCCUGCAGCGAAUUUGUUGGUGCUCAAUUGGCGGAGCGGGGACAAGCAGGCAGAUCGGUGUUGUGGGGAAGAGGAGGGUGGUCGCUAAUCCCURGGGGGGCCUGAAGGGCUGCAGAGCUGUCCUGUACGGAGUCCCCAGGCAGAGGUGCUGCCAUCACUGUCUUGGAACAGCGUGCGGCUCGUCCCAGCCUCAGCACUGAUUCAUCCAGCACACGCUGUCCUGCCCGCUGCGCAGGGCCGGCUGCAGCCAUCCUUCCUCUCCCUGCUGUUUGCCUUAAUUGGAGGCCGCCGUACUUGACUGCACAUCACCUCCACCAGCUCAGCUUGCAGCUCUUCAUGUUCAAAGGCAGAGGCGGAGGAUCCCGUUCUGAGAUCUCUGGGAAGCCCCAGAACUUCCUCUGUCAUGUGGCUUCUGGAGCCGCUUGCUGACCUGGCGCCGCUGUGGGGCUCUGUUUCAGUGGGGCUGAAUCCUCAGGGCAGGGAUCAAACCCAAGAACACAAGGCACUGCUGGCCCUUUGUGCCUUCUCCUGCACUGGCAUAGAGCCCUCAGCCUGCGCUUUCUGCUGGAGACACGGACAACAUCCCACCCCAGGAAGCGGUGUCCUCUUAACGCUUUGUUCUGGCUCUGGCCUCUGCACCCCGUGAGGGGCUGGCGUGUUCCUCGAGCCCCAGGAGUGGUGUUUCUGCUUUCGGGGGMUACGUCCAGCCCGGUAGUGGCUGUUUCACAAGCCCUUGGUCCRGCCUGGGGACUAAGGGCAAGACGACAGUGGCGUUCUGGCCUCCCAGGACGGCUAGCGACAGCUCAUUGCUCCCCGCUCGUGUCAUCUCUCCCGUACUUGACUGUCGCCUAAUGUUCUGGCACUUUAAAACUUCUGAGGACUGAGUGUGACUUUGAACCUACGAAAAGCCUUGUCGUGAGUCCUGGCCUCAGCAUGAGGAGUCCCAGACCAGAGCUGGGCACAGCAGGGCUGCCGAGCGUGGCCCAGGUCUCGCCAGAGCUCKUCGAAGGGGGCGGAUUUUUCCCCAGUACCUUUUUAUAUCCAUUCCCAGUACCCUUU
Messenger RNA from Nothoprocta perdicaria, 2448 nucleotides. RefSeq names its product amidohydrolase domain containing 2 (gene AMDHD2). NCBI's taxonomy places the organism in Eukaryota, Metazoa, Chordata, Aves, Tinamiformes, Tinamidae. Gene Ontology annotation, molecular function: N-acetylglucosamine-6-phosphate deacetylase activity. Gene Ontology annotation, biological process: N-acetylglucosamine catabolic process. The transcript has 11 exons. The record is from RefSeq and is a predicted model, not a curated record. Bases 11 to 1240 code for a protein of 409 amino acids.